This is a messenger RNA of Humulus lupulus (European hop), 930 nucleotides long. RefSeq lists its product as uncharacterized. The record is from RefSeq and is a predicted model, not a curated record. The transcript has a single exon. The coding region runs from base 1 to 930 and encodes 309 amino acids. NCBI's taxonomy places the organism in Eukaryota, Viridiplantae, Streptophyta, Magnoliopsida, Rosales, Cannabaceae.
AUGGUAUGCAUGGUUCUUGGAGCAAAUCCUCCAAUGGCAGUGUUUGAAGGCUUCAUUAAAAGGGUUUGGGGUCAUCUAGGGAUAGCCCAAAUUUCUAGAAUGACUUUGGGGCUUACUUUGGAGAAGUUCAAUGAUGAAGCAACCAGAGACCAUGUCCUUGAGAAUGGAGUUCUUCAAUUUGAUAGGAAACCUGUCAUUGUGAGGCCAUGGACAGCAGAUCUUAGUGCGAUUCGCUUGAUUCGUUCGGUUCCGCUCUGGAUUCGUCUUCAUGAUCUUGGUUUGCAGUAUUGGGGUAGCAUGUGUAUCAGUGCUUUGGGAAGCACGAUUGGCAAACCUCUUCUAGUAGAUAAAUUUACUAAGGAGCGUUCACGUGUUCAAUUUGCGAGGGUGUUAGUGGAGAUGGAAAUCACAGAUAAUCCUCCUCGUAGCUUUCAGUUUAUCAAUGAACAUGGUCAGGUGGUUGAACAAGGAAUAGAGUAUGAGUGGUUACCUACUAAGUGUAAGAGCUGCUCUGGUUUUGGGCAUACUAUGGCAGAGUGUCGGAAGGACCAUAAUGCAGUUUGGGUGGAAAAAGUAGCUCAUUCUAAAGCUAAGAAACCUUUGGAUAAACAAGAAGGUUCAGAGGGAGCUAAAGAAGGGCAUCCAGGCGAGGAAGUGGAGGGGUCUAAACCUGGUGAAGAUUCAGAAACGGGUGAGGGUGAUGUGACUCUAUCAGAGGAGACUAAUUCUGGGUUGGUUAUGGAGCGGAACAGGGAAGUGAAAUGGAAAACUCCCAGGCGUGUUAUUUCUCAGAGACAGGGUCACAUUGCUUGUAGUACCUCUAAUAUGGCUGCUCUGGUUCAAAAACAGAAAAAUCAAUUUGGUGUUCUGCAGGAACAGGAAAGGGGUAGAAAGUUUGGGUAUCUUGAAGGUAGUUCUUCUAAUGGAUAA